CAAAUUGAACAUAGCUGAUUGGUUGGCAACAGGUAGCCACCGGCUGAAGGCAGACAAAAUGGCGACGGCAAUGGAUGUGGACGCACCAAGCUCUACCAACAGUGGCGGGAAGAAGCGCUUCGAGGUUAAGAAGUGGAAUGCAGUAGCCCUGUGGGCCUGGGACAUUGUGGUGGAUAACUGUGCCAUCUGCCGAAAUCACAUCAUGGACCUCUGUAUAGAAUGUCAAGCAAACCAGGCUUCGGCUACUUCAGAGGAGUGCACUGUCGCUUGGGGUGUGUGUAAUCAUGCCUUCCAUUUCCACUGCAUUUCACGUUGGCUGAAGACCAGACAGGUUUGCCCCUUGGACAACAGGGAGUGGGAAUUCCAGAAGUAUGGCCAUUAAACGGAAAUGGCAUCAUUAUGCCUCAGUGGCCAAUGUUAGCAGCCUCCCUGAUGUGCUGUCCUUGACAUCAGCAUUCCACUCAACCUGCUCUGCCUUCCCAGAAUCUUUUAAGUGAGGAAUGUUUAUUUAAAUAGCAAAGACUUGACCAUAAACUUGACCCUUUUUUAAAAAAAAUGCCCUUUUACCUUCUGCAGCUGCAAAUGUUUCAACUUGUGUUUAAAAUAAGCAUCUGGAAACUGUUCACACUAUUGUAGUGGAGAGCCAAAGCAUACUCCAUGUGAAAACUGUUUUUUUGCUUUACCAUCCCUUUUCCAUGUUAUGGAUAGAAAAACAUUAGGAUUUUCUUUAUGUAUUAUAUUUAAUUAAAAAAUUACUUUAGCAGAC
Stegostoma tigrinum is the source of this 766-nucleotide messenger RNA. It is a transcript of the gene rbx1, whose product is annotated as ring-box 1, E3 ubiquitin protein ligase. The transcript has 5 exons. Gene Ontology annotation, molecular function: zinc ion binding; ubiquitin protein ligase activity; cullin family protein binding. The record is from RefSeq and is a predicted model, not a curated record. Gene Ontology annotation, cellular component: cullin-RING ubiquitin ligase complex; nucleus. The coding region runs from base 59 to 382 and encodes 107 amino acids. Lineage: Eukaryota; Metazoa; Chordata; Chondrichthyes; Orectolobiformes; Stegostomatidae. Gene Ontology annotation, biological process: ubiquitin-dependent protein catabolic process; protein ubiquitination.